This is a messenger RNA of Jaculus jaculus (lesser Egyptian jerboa), 2016 nucleotides long. RefSeq names its product atypical chemokine receptor 4 (gene Ackr4). The coding region runs from base 330 to 1529 and encodes 399 amino acids. Gene Ontology annotation, cellular component: membrane. Lineage: Eukaryota; Metazoa; Chordata; Mammalia; Rodentia; Dipodidae. The transcript is spliced from 3 exons. Gene Ontology annotation, biological process: immune response; chemotaxis; G protein-coupled receptor signaling pathway. Gene Ontology annotation, molecular function: scavenger receptor activity; chemokine receptor activity; chemokine binding. The record is from RefSeq and is a predicted model, not a curated record.
AUAUCCUUUUGGGCUAAAAUCAGUUUGAGUUUCUCUCCUAGACAAAGCCACUUCUAGAGCUUUCCUCUUUGGGUGCUCUGAGGCCCUCCCUCGGCUCAGCAGUCAGCCCCCCAGCUGCUCUCCCCGUCCUGUUCCCUUCAGCUGACUGGAAACUCUGACAGUUCUGCAGCUUUGGAAACAAAAUGGAAUUCUUUUAAAUUUGUAUCCUGGCACACUUCAGAAUUUGGAGUAACUCCACGGGAAGGUUUUUGCAUGAAGUAAAAGAUUAAGAGCUGACAAGGUUAUAUUUCAGGAAAGCUCUCGUAGAUCCAAGAUAAGGCGUGGUAUAAAUGAAAACAAAAGCAGCCCGACUUAGAGAAGUCCUUUGGCUCUCCUCUGCUCUGGAGACCCGCUGCUCUUCUCUUCUCUUCUCUGGGACGGAAGCAGGUCACCUUCAUCCUGCUUUACUCCUUCAAAACAGGACUGGAGCCAUGGCCCUGGAGCAGAACCAGUCAGCAGAACCAGAUUACUACUAUGAGGAAAACGAAAUGAAUGACACCCAUGACUACAGUCAGUACGAAGUGAUCUGCAUAAAAGAAGAGGUCCGGCAAUUUGCAAAAGUUUUCCUCCCUACCUUCUUCACAAUAGCUUUUAUCAUUGGACUUGCAGGUAAUUCUGUAGUUGUGGCAAUUUAUGCCUAUUACAAGAAGCAGAGAACCAAAACAGAUGUGUACAUCCUGAAUUUGGCUGUGGCAGAUCUGCUCCUGCUAUUCACUCUGCCUUUCUGGGCAGUCAAUGCAGUUCAUGGGUGGAUUUUAGGCAAAGUGAUGUGCAAAGUAACUUCGGCCGUGUACACAGUGAACUUUGUCUCUGGCAUGCAGUUUCUGGCUUGUAUCAGCAUAGACAGGUAUUGGGCGGUAACCAAGGCCCCCAGCCAGUCAGGAGCAGGGAGACCUUGCUGGGUCAUCUGUUGCUGUGUCUGGAUGGCUGCCAUCUUGCUGAGUAUACCCCAGCUCAUGUUUUACACGGUGAAUCACACCACCAGGUGCACUCCCAUCUUUCCCCACUACCUAGGAACAUCACUGAAAGCAUCCAUCCAGAUGCUGGAGAUCUGCAUCGGAUUUGUGGUCCCCUUCCUCGUCAUGGGGGUGUGCUAUUUCAUCACGGCCAGGACACUCAUCAAGACGCCGAACAUUAAAAAGUCUCGGCCCCUCAAAGUUCUGCUCACAGUGGUUGUAGUUUUCAUUGUCACUCAGCUGCCUUAUAACAUUGUCAAGUUCUGCCAAGCCAUAGACACCAUCUACUCCCUGAUCACCAGCUGUGCCAUGAGCAAGCGCAUUGAUGUUGCCAUCCAAGUCACAGAGAGCAUCGCGCUCUUCCACAGCUGCCUCAACCCGGUCCUCUAUGUCUUCGUGGGGGCCUCAUUUAAAAACUAUGUCAUGAAAGUGGCCAAGAAGUAUGGCUCCUGGAGGAGACAGAGACGGAAUGUGGAGGAAAUUCCUUUUGAUUCUGAGGGUCCCACUGAGCCGACCAGUUCUUUUACAAUUUAAAUGAAAAACUGUCUGCCUUUCGCUUGGAUACACAUGGGUGAUCUUUCUCCCUCAGACAAAAUAUUUGCAUGAUUCUGAGAUGCGAAUGUCGAAAAUCACUGUUACUACAGCUUUAUAACAAAGAAGGGGGUGGAGAAGAAAUAAGCUACCAAGAGGAAACAAUAAACAGAUAAAACACGAACAUUAGAAUUAAUGAUCCAUACCAACAGUAGGGACAGACAGGAAUGAAAGUGCUGUGCUAUGAAAAGAGAGAGCUUUGUGAUGAUGGGGUAGUUUUGUAUAUUGAAUACAGUAGUGGUUACCCCAAUCUACAUGUGACAUAAUGAUGUUGAUCUCUGUAUGCUGUGUGAAGUUCAACUUCUUGGUUUUGAUAUUAUACUGUAAUGAUGUAAGAUAAAUCAAAAGAUUUAGCCAUGGGUUAAUAGGUACCUGGGACCAUCCUGUACUAUCUUUGUAAUUUCCUAUGAAUUUGUAAUAAAAAAUAAAA